This is a messenger RNA of Coregonus sp. 'balchen', 8956 nucleotides long. Lineage: Eukaryota; Metazoa; Chordata; Actinopteri; Salmoniformes; Salmonidae. The record is from the annotation of a GenBank genome assembly.
AUGCUAAGGCGCAGCUUCAGAUUUGAGGAAGUAAGGUCUGCAAAUGGAGGUAAAUUCUAUGCUCGCUCUUUUAGAGUUGACAUUUUACAGCAUAAAUGUAUGGGCUGUAGGUCAGAACUGAGUCAUUGUGUGCACUAAUAUUCUUAUUGAUAAAUCUGAAACCUGUGAAAUGUAGCCUAUGCAUUGAACAUGAGGACUAUCCACUGACAGUAAUGCAUGACAUACCCUACAAACCCUAAAUUGGACGACAAUAUUUCAACCAGUUGCAUUCUCUUUGGGUAUAGCUCACAAAAAUAUCAUAUCAUAUACGUAUCUGCCAACUGUUUAAUGUGUGAAAAAGGAGCAUUAGAGAGGGAUGAAGACAGCAUGAGUGUGAAUGAGUGUGAAUGAGACGGAGAGAAAGAUGGUCUGUGGUUUUGUUGCUUGUUCUGCAGGAUGUGGUCUAACUGUUGCUGUAGGUUCCUAGUUCACAUGAUUUCCACAGAGCAGUGGAGUAUGCCUUUCAGUUUGCCUCUUUAGUCCCAUUUGCUCAUAUUUCCUUCAAUUCUCCAUCUUGUCUCGCUCUCUGUGUGGGUUCAUCCUUAUGACUAGAUGUGAGUUAAAGUGUUGCACAGAGCCACAAGUGUACCUCAGAUAAUAAAGACAAAAAUAAACAGCUGCAGACUGGAGGAAGUAGUUGUGCAAGUUUUUAAUUCCCCUUUUCGCUGCUUUUCCUGUAUUGUCUUUCCUUCCUGUAGCUUUGCGUCUGUAUGUUUCUGUCCUCACUAUGUGUUUGUCUUGUGGUCUAACUAGGGAGUGGGUCAGUGAUGCUCAUAUUCUUAAGUCACAGUAUUCAAAUCCCUGCAUUGCUCUUCAUAUCCUGUCAAAUGUUUCUACUUGCAUUUGUGUAUUAUUUAUGCAAAUGAUGAGCGGUUCCAUUUAUUUCACAGAUUACUGGUUUUCUUCUACAGUGAGGGAAAAAAGUAUUUGAUCCUCUGCUGAUUUUGUACGUUUGCCCACUGACAAAGACAUGAUCAGUCUAUAAUUUUAAUGGUAGGUUUAUUUGAACAGUGAGAGACAGAAUAACAACAAACAAAUGUUAUCAAUUGAUUUGCAUUUGAAUGAGGGAAAUAAGUAUUUGACCCCUCUGCAAAACAUGACUUAGUACUUGGUGGCAAAACCCUUGUUGGCAAUCACAGAGGUCAGACGUUUCUUGUAAUUGGCCACCAGGUUUGCACACAUCUCAGGAGGGAUUUUGUUCCACUCCUCUUUGCAGAUCUUCUCCAAGUCAUUAAGGUUUCGAGGCUGACGUUUGGCAACUCGAACCUUCAGCUCCCUCCACAGAUUUUCUAUGCGAUUAAGGUCUGGAGACUGGCUAGGCCACUCCAGGACCUUAAUGUGCUUCUUCUUGAGCCACUCCUUUGUUGCCUUGGCCAUGUGUUUUGGGGUCAUUGUCAUGCUGGAAUACCCAUCCACGACCCAUUUUCAAUGCCCUGGCUGAGGGAAGGAGGUUCUCACCCAAGAUUUGACGGUAUAUGGCCCCGUCCAUCGUCCCUUUGAUGCGGUGAAGUUGUCCUGUCCCCUUAACAGAAAAACACCCCCAAAGCAUAAUGUUUCCACCUCCAUGUUUGACGGUGGGGAUGGUGUUCUUGGGGUCAUAGGCAGCAUUCCUCCUCCUCCAAACACGGCGAUUUGAGUUGAUGCCAAAGAGCUCCAUUUUGGUCUCAUCUGACCACAACACUUUCACCCAGUUCUCCUCUGAAUCAUUCAGAUGUUCAUUGGCAAACUUCAGACGGCCCUGUAUAUGUGCUUUCUUGAGCAGGUGGACCUUGCUGGCGCUGCAGGAUUUCAGUCCUUCACGCGUAGUGUGUUACCAAUUGUUUUCUUGGUGACUAUGGUCCCAGCUGCCUUGAGAUCAUUGACAAGAUCCUCCCGUGUAGUUCUGGGCUGAUUCCUCACCGUUCUCAUGAUCAUUGCAACUCUACGAGGUGAGAUCUUGCAUGGAGCCCCAGGCCGAGGGAGAUUGACAGGUCUUUUGUGUUUCUUCCAUUUGCGACUAAUCGCACCAACUGUUGUCACCUUCUCACCAAGCUGCUUGGCGAUGGUCUUGUAGCCCAUUCCAGCCUUGUGUAGGUCUACAAUCCUGUCCCUGACAUCCUUGGAGAGUUCUUUGGUCUUGGCCAUGGUGGAGAGUUUGGAAUCUGAUUGAUUGAUUGCUUCUGUGGACAGGUGUCUUUUAUACAGGUAACAAGCUGAGAUUAGGAGCACUCCCUUUAAGAGUGUGCUCCUAAUCUCAGCCCGUUACCAGUAUAAAAGACACCUGGGAGACAGAAAUCUUUCUGAUUGAGAGGGGGUCAAAAACGUAUUUCCCUCAUUAAAAUGCAAAUCAAAUUUUUUGACAUGCGUUUUUUCUGGAUUUUGUUGUUGUUAUUCUGUCUCUCACAGUUCAAAUAAACCUACCAUUAAAAUUAUAGACUGAUCAUUUCUUGUAGUGGCAAGUACAAAAUGAAGCAGGGGAUCAAUAAUAGGUAUCCAUAACCUUUCUGUCUAUUUCUGUUUCUUUUUAGCAAAAAGGGCUUGAGGGUAUUAUUAUGUCGUGAUGAUUGAUAGCGUAUAGUCUCUGCCAUCUAGCAUAUAGUAUCGAUGCUCGGGUAUAUCGAUAGUCUUUCUUUCAUCUUGUCUCUCUCUAUCUUCUCUCCCUUUACUCUCUUUCAUUUCCUCUCUCUCCUCUCUCUCUCUCUCUCUCUGUCUCUACUCUCCCUCCCUUUCUCUUCUCUCUCUCUCUCUCUUGUCUCUCUCUCUCCUCCUCUCCGGUCAUCUCGUCUCUCUCUCUCUCUCUGUCCAUGUAAAUGUUGUAUGGCAUCAUACGCGACACCUCCUUUUAUAGGGGUGCCGGGUUAGAGCUCACUGGCUACAGUAGCAGUCUGCAUAUUCUUAAAUAUAAUACCCACCUGAUUACUCUACCACAGUGCAUUAAAAACUCUGUCCCUCUUCCUUUUUUUUUUCUUAUCUCUCCCCUUAAUUCUCUGACACUACCCCCCCCCCCCACUCUAUCCCUGUCCUCAUCUCUCCCCUCUCAGGCCACCAUGUCCAGGAAGGUAGUCAGGGCCAGUAAGUUCCGUCACGUCUUCGGCCAGGGGGUGAAGGCUGACCAGUGCUACGAUGACAUCCGCAUCUCCCAGAUGACCUGGGACAGCAACUUCUGCUCCGUUAACCCCAAGUUUGUGGCCAUGAUUGUGGAUGCCAGCGGAGGAGGGGCCUUCCUAGUGCUGCCUCUGAACAAGGUGGGCAUGAGCAGAGAUACAGAGGUCAAAGUGAAUGCCUUAAGUGAAGUUAGACGUUUUCAGGCCUCAAAAGUGGUCUAACGUCCAUUUCCCUCUCCGUCUGUUGUGUAGAUCUAUCCAUAUGCCUCACUUUCAAAUCUUUGAAAAUGUCACCUUCAUUCAUGCCUAGGUUUGCCCAACUACGCUAUAAUUUUGAUGAAAAUGUUUAAUUGGCGUGUCGUUUGUACAGUGUUCUAAGAACCAUGUUUUUUGAACAUUUGAAUUUUGAAUAUUGCAAGGCGUCAUCACACAUUGUGCUGAAUAAGGAAGUUUGGGGCAGAGUUUCGGUUCUACACGUUACUCGCUCUCUCUGUGCUGUUGCUAGUUUUUCACCAUAUUUGGAGCGCUUCAGUGAAACACAGUCUUGACAGGAUGUGGCUAGGGCGCAGUAUAGUGCAGCUGCAUAUACAGUCAGGUCCAAAGUUAUUAGCACACUUGAUAAAGAUGAGCAAAAAAGACUGUAUAAAAUAAAUAAUACACAUACUGAGCUAUUUACUGAGCUAGAGUUAUAUUGUCAUGCCAUCUGACUAUAGCACUGUCUGGAGUUUGAUCAACGGCAUUGGAUUGGAACCGGUGCUAUGGUCAGAUAACAUGAAAAUAUGCACACCAGUGGUGGGUUUGACAUUGAAAAACAGAAGCAUAUGUGGGAUGCAGGUACAGUAUCAGCAUGGGACGAAUGUGCUGCAAUAUCAACAACAAACACAUACACUACAUUACCAAAAGUAUGUGGACACCUGCUUGUCGAACAUUUCAUUCCAAAAUCAUGGGCAUUAAUAUGGAGUUGGUCCCCCCUUUGCUGCUAUAACAGCCUCCACUCUUCUGGGAAGGCUUUCCACUAGAUGUUGGAACAUUGCUGCGGGGACUUGCUUCCAUUCAGCCACAAGAGCAUUAGUGAGGUCGGGCACUGAUGUUGGGCGAUUAGGCCUGGCUCCCAGUCGGCGUUCCAUUUCAUCCCAAAGGAGUUCGAUGGGGUUGAGGUCAGGGCUCUGUGCAGGCCAGUUAAGUUCUUCCACACAGAUCUCGACAAACCUUUCUGUGUGGAUCUCGCUUUGUGCACGGGGGCAUUGUCAUGCUGAAACAGGAAAGGGCCACAAAGUUGGAAGCACAGAAUCAUCUAGAAUGUCAUUGUAUGCUGUAGCAUUAAGAUUUCCCUUCAUUGGAACUAAUGGGCCUAGCCCGAACCAUGAAAAACAGCCCCAGACCAUUAUUCCUCCUCCACCAAACUUUACAGUUGACACUAUGCAUUGGGGCAGGUAGCGUUCUCCUGGCAGCCGCUAAACCCAGAUUCGUCCAUCGGACUGCCAGAUGGUGAAGCGUGAUUCAUCACUCCAGAGAACACGUUUUCACUGCUCCAGAGUCCAAUGGCGGCGAGCUUUACACCACUCCAGCCGACGCUUGGCAUUGCGCAUGGUGAUGUGCGGCUGCUCGGCCAUGGAAACCUAUUUCAUGAAACUCCCGACGAAGAGUUCUUGUGCUGAUGUUGCUUCCAGAGGCAGUUUGGAACUCAGUAGUGAGUGUUGCAACCGAGGAAAAACGAUUUUUACACGCUACGUGCUUCAGCACUCGGCGGUCCCGUUCUGUGAGCUUGUGUGGCCUACCACUUCGCGGCUGAGCCAUUGUUGCUCCUAGACGUUUCCACUUCACAAUAAUAGCACAUACAGUUGACCGGGGCAGCUCUAGCAGGGCAGAAAUUUGGCGAACUGACUUGUUGGAAAGGUGGCAUCCUAUGACAGUGCCACGUUGAAAGUCACUGAGCUCUUCAGUAAGGCCAUUCUAUUGCCAAUGUUUGUUUAUGGAGAUUGCAUGGCUGUGUGCUCGAUUUUAUACACCUGUCAGCAACGGGUGUGGCUUAAAUAGCCGAAUCCACUAAUUUGAAGGGGUGUCCACAUACUUUUGUAUAUAUAGUGAAUAUAAUGAUUUUAUAGUGGUCACUAUCUAGAUUGAUUUUGAAUACUUUAUGGGAUAUUGAAGCAUAAAGGUGUAAUUGAAAGACUGACAUUAAGUGUAUGCAUAUUCAUAUAUAGAACAGAUAGAUAUAACAUAAUUUUGUCUCAUCUUCAUGGGUAGACCUCUUGGACUUUCCUGUAACAGGGACAAAUAAUAGUCCUGUCAACCCAAAUUCACAGUGCAUUUAAGGCCUAAUGAAGGAAGCCAUUGUUCUCCAAUGAACGAUAAUUUGAUUUAAAGGUAGACAGCAAAAUGAUAUUGAGAUGAGUGAGAUGCAAGACUUCGCUCUCACACAGUCACACAAAGUAUCUGCGCAUACGCACGGUUUCGCUUCACGCUCUUCAAUCGUGGGAGCCACUGGACCAAAACAGCUGAGAAGUUGAGCCUCGCGCUUCAACGCUCUUAGUUGUUGUGGAAAUUGACCCACUAUGCUGUUUACUUUCUGCAUCUACGUCAUAUUGCUGAGUCUACCUUUCAGCAUCUUGAUUUAUAUGUUGGAGAAGUUUAUUUUUCUGUCACUUAACUACUUUGGCAACCUAUUGUAUAGUUAUUACUACAGCAAUAUAACCUGUAUUUGGUAACUGUAUUAUUGAAACAGUGAGUGACUAAGAGGUUUUCGGCAGCGGAUUGUUAAUGUACAAUGAAGGCAGGGACAUUAGGAGAAAGAUUUGAAUUAAGUUUGAAAUAAAACAUUAUGCCACUUUUCAAAUUAAGGCAUGUAUUGUACAUCCUUAGUACAUUAUUGAAUGUAGAUGGUUUUGUUUUGGUACCGUGAAUGGUGGGCGAGGGCCAACGUGACAGAGUGAGCCAACAAUCCAGAUCCUGUGUGUGUGUAUGCGUGUGUUCCCCCAGGGCCAUGGGAACCCUGCAGCCUGCUAGUGCUCUCCCAGCAGAGUUCUCUGCUCUCUAAGGCUAAUUUGAGGCAUAGCUAUAAAAUUGGCAUCAGCUGACUGAGUUCCUCUCGUCUGAACCCUCUCUAGGUCUCUCUCUUGCCAAAACCACAGUGGUAGCAACGCUCUACAUCUCCAUGUGUUCUUACUGCAUACUGUAUUAUUUGUCUCCUGUUUGAGCCAUCAGCUUGAGCCAUCUCCUGUUGAGCCAUCAGCUUGAGCCAUCUCCUGUUGAGCCAUCAGCUUGUGUGUGUGUGUGUGUGUGUGUGUGUGUGUGUGUGUGUGUGUGUGUGUGUGUGUGUUUGUGUGUGUGUGUGUGUGUGUGUUUAUUUGUGUCAUAGUAACUCAUCUUUUUCCUUUGUGUCUCCCUGUAGACGGGUCGUAUUGACAUGUCCCAGCCCACAGUCUGUGGACACACAGGCCCAGUGCUGGAUAUUGAGUUCUGUCCCCACAACGACAACAUCAUUGCCAGUGGCUCAGAGGACUGCAGUGUCAUGGUAAGUAGAGGUCACAACCUUUCACUGGCCAUAAUGUUGAGCUUGUUAAGUAGAAUCAUAUUAUGGACGCACAUACUGUAAGGACACUGUGGCAUAUGUGUUGAUUGAAUAUGUCCUUGUGUUAUCCAGUUGACCAGUGUUCUGUAUCUAUGUACUGUGUUAACUCAGUGUAAUAAUAUACCCUCCUCUUCCUCUACCAUCGUUCAGAUUUGGGAGAUCCCGGACGGUGGCCUGGUCACGCCCCUGAAGGACCCCGUGGUGAAGCUGGAGGGGCACUCCAAACGCGUGGGCAUCCUCAGUUGGCACCCCACUGCCCACAACGUGCUCAUGAGCGCAGGUAUAGCAGUGCUCUGAUGCAUCGCCUCAGAAUACACGUGCCUCUUUAGCUAUAAACAUAAGUGGAGUAGCACUGCAUGGCCUAACUGCCUGUUCCUCCGUCUCUCUCUCCCCUGGCUGCCAGGCUGUGACAACGUGGUGAUCCUGUGGAACGUGGCGUGUGGCGAAGCCGUGGUGAGGAUCGACUCGGUCCACCCUGACCUCAUCUACAGUGCCUGCUGGAACAGGGACGGCUCCCAGAUCCUCACCUCCUGCAAGGACAAGACCCUACGUGUGAUGGACCCCCGCAAGGGCACUGUCAUUGCCGUGAGUGCCCCCCUCCCUGCCCCCCUCAAUACCACAGGAGAACCAACCACCCUGGAGAGUCAGAUGCACCUAGCUACUAGGUUUAAUGUCAUAGAUAUAAAUAGAAUCACAGUCAGUGAUUAGUUCAUAUAGUUCCCUUCACGUGUCUUUGAUAGAUGAACCUCCUUCCUUGAGUGUCUCUCUUUCCCUGAGUCUGUAUCUCUCUCUCUCUGCCUCUCUGUCUCUCUCAGGAGAAGGAGAAGACCCACGAAGGCUCCAGGCCUGUCAAGGCUGUGUUUGUGUCCGAUGGGAAGAUCCUGAGUACAGGCUUCAGUCGCAUGAGUGAGAGGCAGGUGGCACUUUGGGACCCAGUGAGUAUUAUGAGACAAUUAUGAACUUCUUAUAAAGGCUUAUGAAUGGUGUCUUAAGAACCGACAUGACCUGUAUGUGUUUGACAGAAUAGCUUUGGGGAGCCGCUCACCCUGCAGGAGUUGGACACCAGCAGUGGCGUCCUUUUGCCCUUCUUUGACCCCGACACUGGCAUCGUCUACCUCUGUGGCAAGGUUAGAGUUGAUCACACGCACACACACGCACGCAAACACACACACACAUCACAGGAGGCUGCUGAGGGGAGAACGGCUCAAAAUAAUGGCCGGAACGGAGCUAAUGGAAUGGCAUCAAACACAUGGAAACCAUGUGUUUGAUGUGUUUGAUAACGUUCCACUAAUUCCGCUCCAGCCAUUACCACGAGCCCUCCAACCUCCUGUGACACACACACUAUGGUUUACUAACCAUUCAUUUCCCUGUCUCAGGGUGACAGCAGUAUCCGGUACUUUGAGGUGACGGAUGAGGCUCCUUAUGUUCACUACCUGUCCAUGUAUAGCAGUAAGGAGAGUCAGAAGGGCAUGGGCUACAUGCCCAAGAGGGGCCUGGAGGUCAACAAGUGUGAAAUCGCCAGGUAACCACACAGAGUCAUGGACAUUUUCACUCGCCAAUAUACACACACAUACACACAAGCGCUGCUUGUAAAAUGGGAACGUAUGUUGUUUUAUUCGCCCUCCACCAGGUUUUACAAGCUCCAUGAGAGGAAGUGCGAGCCCGUUGUCAUGACGGUGCCCCGCAAGGUAAAUACAUUUUAAAAAAUUACUAUAACUCAAAGCAUGUGUGAUUCUUCAAUAUCUCACUUUCCCUUUCUCUCUGUCUCUAUCUCUCUCUCUUCAGUCUGACCUGUUUCAGGAGGAUUUGUACCCAGACACCAUGGGUCCAGAGCCGUCUGUGGAGGCCACUGAGUGGUUUGAAGGCAAAGAGGGCCAACCUAUCCUGAUCUCCUUGAAGGAAGGUUUUGCGACAACCACCAAAAACAAAGAGUUCAAAGUUCACAAAAGUCUUCUGAAGACCACAUCAGCUACCGUGGGGCAUCAGCACGAUAUCAGUGGGGUAAGGACAUGGCUGCAUCUACCUACAUGCUUUGAUAUAUCUGUGAAUAGAUACUGUAUUUUAGAUAUGGCUUCCUCUUUUGCACAGUUGACCAAGAAUCCCCCCUCCCCUUCUCCCUCUCUUUCUCUUUCUCUCUCUCUUUUUCUCUCUCUCUUUUUCUCUCUCUCAGGAGGUACAUGCCUUGCAGAAGGAGGUGAAGACUCUGAAGGAAAGAGUAGAGGAGCUGACCAAGCGUGUGAGCGAACUAGAGAGCAAGAAUUGA